AUGAUGGAGAAGGGUUGUCACAUCAACAUUGCCAUGACAGAAGAUGUCGACGCCAACGGGAUGGCCCGGUCAAAGGACGUCCCAGACGUGGACCCGAAGACGCUGACGUGUGGCUCCACCGUGAGCUUCCACAACAUCCAGUACAAAGUUCUGCUGAGGAGCGGCUUCUUCUGCAAAAGGAAAACAAGUCACAGGGAAAUACUGUUCGACCUCAAUGGAAUUUUAAGACCUGGCCUCAACGCUAUUCUUGGACCUACUGGAAGUGGAAAAUCUUCAUUCUUGGAUAUUCUGGCUGCGAGAAAGGAUCCUUCAGGUCUCACAGGAGAAGUACUCAUUGACAACGCACCACAGCCUCCAAACUUCAAGUCCCUCGCUGGCUAUGUGGUUCAGGAAGAUGUAGUCAUGGGCAUCCUGACUGUGAGGGAGAAUCUGCGUUUUUCUGCAGCACUGCGGCUGCCGAGCUCCGUGCUUCAGAGUGAAAAGGAGGCGCGAGUCAAUCACCUCAUUGAAGAACUGGGUCUCACCAAGGUCGCGGACUCCAAGGUGGGCACACCGUUGACGCGGGGGAUCUCAGGAGGAGAGAAGAAGAGGACGAACAUCGCCAUGGAGCUGAUUACUGAUCCCUCCGUUCUGUUUCUGGAUGAACCGACUACAGGACUGGAUGCCAGCACCGCUAACUCUGUGCUGCUGUUGCUGAAAAGAAUGGCCAGUCGUGGAAGAACCAUCAUUAUGUCCAUCCACCAACCCCGGUACUCCAUCUACAUACUGUUUGACACUGUGACUCUGCUGGUCACUGGUAAAAUUGUUUAUCAUGGACCAGGGCCCAACGCGUUGGACUACUUUGCCAACAUCGGCUACCACUGUGAGCCCCACAACAACCCGGCUGACUUCUUUCUCGAUAUAUGUAAUGGAGACUUCAACAGCACAGCCAUUAACAAAGGCCAUGGCACUAGAGAUUUGGACUUUCAGGAGCUCAUCGACUCCAGGCAGAUGAUCGAAGAGAACCUGGUGAAGGAGUACAGGAACAGCAGCUACUCCAGCAACACGAGAGCUGAGCUGGAGCGCAUCGUCAAGGAGAAGAAGUGUAUCUCAGAUUCAACAUCCGACACCGUCACCUACAACACCUCCUUCUUCCACCAGCUACGUUGGGUUUUCACGAGAACCUUCCAAAGCCUCAUACUGAACCCACAGGUGUCUUUGUCCCAGAUUAUGGUCAGCAUUUUCCUCGCCCUCUUUGUUGGACUCCUUUUCUCCAAUGCCAAAAAUGAUGCGAGUGGUCUGCAGAACAGGGUGGGCGUCUUCUUCUUCAUCACAAUCAACCAGUGCUUCAACACCUUGGCUUCAGCUGAGCUCUUCAUCACCGAGAGGAAGCUGUUUGUGCAUGAGUACAUCAGCGGCUACUACAGAGUGUCGGUCUACUUCAUCUCUCUGAUCCUGGCUGACUUCGCUCUGCACACCAUCACCUCGGUUGUCCUCUGCGUUAUUGUCUACUUUAUUAUUGGGCUCAAAUCCACAGCUGCAGCCUUUUUCAUCUUCACGCUGACCGUGACUCUGGUGUGCUACACGGCCACAGCCCUGACGAUGGCCAUCUCAGCCGACCAGAGCUUCGUGGCUCUCGCCAACGUCUAAAUAACCAUCACCAUUAUCUUUAUGAUGAUCUUCACCGGUCUGCUGGUGAAUUUACCCAGCUUGCCGGUCUGGCUGUCUUGGUUGCGAUACUUAAGCAUUCCUCGCUACUGCUUUGAAGCCUUGGAGAUUAAUGAGUUUGUGGGUUUGAAAUUCUGUGACGAGGCUGUGAUCCAAAGCAGCAACAUGUCCCAUGUAGUGACCAACAGCAGUAUGACGUCCGGCGGCCAGAUCUGUACAGGAGAGCAGUAUCUGGAGCACAUGGGAAUAGAGUACAGCACCUGGGGAUUGUGGCAGAAUCAUGUGGCGCUGAUCACUCUGAUGUUCAUAUUCCUCAUCAUCGCUUAUCUGAAACUCCGCUACAUCAAGAAAUUUACUUAAAUGUGUGAUUAUGCAUCUUUUAUUUUUGGCUUCAAUGAACCAGGCCAAUAGCUGUUCACUGAGCACUUCACCUGUAAAAUAAUAGUAUACCAUUAUUUGCUUUUGUGCAGUUAGAUCUAGAUAACUGAAACCACUGUCAUAUCUAGAUACCAGAGUAUUGAUCUUCUCAUCGAACUCAAAGUGAAUAAGCAAUUUUUUCCCAAAACAUCUCUUUUUUGUGUGUGUUUAUGUUUAACAUUUAUAUAGUGUCAUAUCCCAUACGGCUAAAAGAAAAACCUGCAAACUGGUGAAGGGCCAAGCUGGCUGCUGGGUCUCAGGUGGGAACACUCUCCUGUGAAAAUGUCAUUCAUGACUUCAGCUGGUUGGCACAUGCAGGGAUGUGAUGAGGCCAAACAGUUGCACUCAUAUUGACUCUCAUCAGGGGUAUUCUCACAUCCACUGUGGACACUGACAAUGGCCGGUCCGUGACUCUUUGUUGAGGAGAUCAAAGUCAGCUUAAAAGGUGUUGAGUUAUCUGUGUGGCCUCCCACACGGGGUGCGGCUACUGCUUUUGUAACCUGCCACAUUCUGGAUCGCCUGUCACAUAUAUUUAGUGUUGCUGGUCCUGAGGUCUCUCUUGACGCCUCCGCUUUGCCUCUUUGGUGCCAGUUUUAAAUCUUGCUCCAGGGCGAUGCUUUCUGCUUUAUUCUUCACGCUUCAUUGUCACCUGAUGAAAAAGCAGCUUUUUGGGGAUAGAGCCCUCUUCUCUCCUCUCCAGCCAUUCAGGCUUUCUUGUUGGGGACUGAUUUGAGUGUCUUUGUGAUCACCACAUCAUUAACACACUUGCUGAUAUAUGAUGUCACUGUGGAUGUAUAGUCCUGAACAUUGAUGUUGUUCUCCUGGCUGAUCCCUGAGAUGUCUGUACAGUCUUAAUGGCUUAAUCUGUCAACAAUGAAACUGGUUUUUUUUCCUGA
Messenger RNA from Pseudoliparis swirei, 2960 nucleotides. Its product is annotated as broad substrate specificity ATP-binding cassette transporter ABCG2-like. Gene Ontology annotation, molecular function: ATP hydrolysis activity; ABC-type transporter activity; ATP binding. The record is from RefSeq and is a predicted model, not a curated record. Lineage: Eukaryota; Metazoa; Chordata; Actinopteri; Perciformes; Liparidae. The transcript is spliced from 15 exons. Gene Ontology annotation, cellular component: plasma membrane.